AUGCUGACUGCAGUGCUGAGCUGUGCCCUGCUGCUGGUGCUACCUGCCAUGCAGGGCGCCCAGAUGAGCUUGGCACCCCCGGAGGGCAUCAGAAGGCCUGAGCAGGCCCUGUUCCCAGAGCUGUCAGGCCUGGGCCUGCAGCCUGGGCUGAAGAGGACAACUGCAGAGCAGGCAGAAAAGGAUCUGCUGCAGGGGGCCAAGGACUUGGCAGAGGUGCUAGAUCCGGAAGGACGCGAGCCACGCUCCCCCCGUCGCUGCCUGAGGCUGCAUGAGUCCUGUCUGGGACAACAAGUACCAUGCUGUGACCCAUGUGCCACGUGCUACUGCCGGUUCUUCAACGCCUUCUGCUACUGCCGCAAGCUGGGUACUUCUGCGAACCCUUGCAGCCGCACCUAA
Molecule: messenger RNA, 396 nt
Organism: Phyllostomus hastatus (greater spear-nosed bat)
Lineage: Eukaryota; Metazoa; Chordata; Mammalia; Chiroptera; Phyllostomidae
Gene: AGRP
Product: agouti related neuropeptide
Exons: 3
Coding region: 1-396 (131 amino acids)
Biological process (GO): positive regulation of feeding behavior; adult feeding behavior; neuropeptide signaling pathway
Cellular component (GO): extracellular region
Molecular function (GO): type 1 melanocortin receptor binding; neuropeptide hormone activity
Source: RefSeq, a predicted model, not a curated record